AGGCCGGCGUACCCAUUCGCCUUCGUGUUUCUCCGCCUGCGUCGCCGUAGUUACCACCAGGAGGGUUGCUGGAACCCGCAGAGGAACAUGACUUCGGUGCUGGGCAGAGUGUUCUGCCUGGGAAGGGAACCGUUUCUGAAAGAGAUGCUGGCCAGACAGCUUAUCAGUCUUGCCUUUGAAACAUCCAGAAAGAAUCCUGUCUGCUCUGUUGGUAAUCCUCUGAUGAGCUGCGUCAGGCAAUACAAGGCUAAUCCUACCCACGGCAUCGGCCGGUACAAACAUCUCUUACCAGAGGUUUCCAAGAAGAAGAAGGGCAGGCUGCAGAUGAAGGAGAUCGACCCCGGGACGGAGCACACGUACGGCUUCUUGAACAUCGCGAUGACCUCGCACGACAUGGCCGCGGUGGAGCACUACGCCCGCUACGUCCACAAGCUCUGCAACCGACUGUCCAUCAGGGUGGAGGAAAGCUACGCCAUGCCCACCAAAAACAUGGAGGUGAUGCUGAUGCAAGAGCAGGGGUCCAAGAUGUCUGAUGCUGUCCUGACAUCCCACCAGCGUAUUGUUCAGAUCAGUGGCGUGAGGGCCACCUUCGCACCGGUCCUCUUGGAAAUCCUUCAGAGCCACCAACCCGAAGGCCUCCAUCUGUUAGUGAAAGAGCAUACCGAGGCAGACUUCCAGGUUCGGCUGAAAGCUCGUCCGGAGCUCGAGGGGCUCCUCUCUCAAAUGAGAUGAGUCCCCCACACUUUCUUGCUGCAAAUAUCCACCGCGAAGUCUCCUUCCAGCUCCUGGAGGCACCUUCUGCAGGGAAUUCGGGGAAAACGAACCUGCGUGCAAACUGUGGUUGCCAGAAAAGUCUCCUGUGCUGGGAGGAGUCUUGUUUCAACACUGCAUCCAGACUUCAGAAUUCUGCUUCCAAUACACUGUAACAUGAGCCCGUACCCGAGAGCGAGGAUGCUGCUUGCGUCGAUGGGCAUUGCCAGCUAAUGUGUCUCUUAAAUAUAGGCCUCUUUCAAUAAAGCGAUUUUAAAGAAAA
Heteronotia binoei (common prickly gecko) is the source of this 1033-nucleotide messenger RNA. It is a transcript of the gene MRPL48, whose product is annotated as mitochondrial ribosomal protein L48. Lineage: Eukaryota; Metazoa; Chordata; Lepidosauria; Squamata; Gekkonidae. Gene Ontology annotation, cellular component: mitochondrial ribosome. The record is from RefSeq and is a predicted model, not a curated record.